GGCCAUCGUUGUCUUGGUCUUGGUGAUCUCUACCUACAUCAUAAUGGUGUUCUUCGCCACCGUGACUCAAGCAGAUUCCGAUACGUGGGCUGCAGCUGCUCUGGUUGUGAUUCUGGAAGAGUUCUUUUUCGGGCCAUUUUUGGUCUCAGCCGGCUUCGCACUCUUGGCGACCUUCACCAUGGAAGGUGACACAACCAUUGCUCAGAGUCUCAGGACUGCUACUGGCACGGUGCAGAAGAGCCCGUACAACGCUUGGGCGCCUUCUGCUGAAGACUUUCGAGUACCGGUGCCACACGAGGCUCACCACGAGGGCCAACUGCGAAGUUUGGGCUCAGCGCAGCCUGCGCCAGAGGCGCCAGAUGUGGUGCUGUCCCUCGCAGACCGGCAUCAGGAGGAAAUGCCCAACACACAGGCUGCCUUCAAUCGACAAGAGAUAGAGGAGCAGAAGAGGCUACAAGAAGAGUUGCGGGAGCAGCUGGAAUUGCAAAAGAAACAGCUGGAACAGCAACGGAUCAUGCAAGCCGAGCUGCGAGAGCAACUGCAGAGACAGCAGCAGCAGCAGGAGAUGGUGCGAAAUCGUUCACCGCCCCCAGAGCGACCACCAGCCAGGUACGAGCAGCAGCAGUGGCAGCAGGACAAUCAAACCCAAAGAUUGCCUGGUGCCGUCCCCCUGCAAGUACCAAGACCUAUGGUCACGCGGCCACCGCAGCAGGUUACAUCGGUCAACCUGGGGCUGCAGAGAUCUGUCCGUCACGGUGCAGUGGUUCGCAGCGGCCGUCCAGGCCCCCCAUCUUGGCCACCACCUGCACUGCGAGGCUUCGAUGCAGGAGGGCGACCCCUCCAACGUCCGGGCCAGCCUGUGCCCAGUGAAAUGGCGAUGAUGCGGCGCCACUCGCGGGGACGCUGAGGCGCUGAGGCGCUGAGUCUGUCCGAAAACCGGUUCCUGGAGGCUCAAAACUGAAAGAAG
Molecule: messenger RNA, 967 nt
Organism: Cladocopium goreaui
Lineage: Eukaryota; Dinophyceae; Suessiales; Symbiodiniaceae
Source: the annotation of a GenBank genome assembly